Molecule: messenger RNA, 1816 nt
Organism: Pyricularia grisea
Lineage: Eukaryota; Fungi; Ascomycota; Sordariomycetes; Magnaporthales; Pyriculariaceae
Exons: 6
Coding region: 79-1713 (544 amino acids)
Biological process (GO): protein folding
Cellular component (GO): chaperonin-containing T-complex
Molecular function (GO): ATP-dependent protein folding chaperone; ATP binding; ATP hydrolysis activity
Source: RefSeq, a predicted model, not a curated record
AACAAGGCAUUCAACGAAGCAAAAAACUCCCUGCUUCCUCAGACUUUAUACGCCUCCACACCGAAAAAUACCAAAGCCAUGUCGGCGGCGCAGCUUCUAAACCCCAAGGCCGAGUCCAGGCGGCGGGGCGAGGCUCUGAGAGUCAACAUCAGCGCCGGUGAGGGACUACAGGAUGUCCUCAAGUCGAAUCUUGGUCCCCUUGGGACCAUCAAGAUGCUUGUCGACGGCUCGGGACAGAUCAAACUCACAAAAGAUGGAAACGUUCUACUUCGCGAAAUGCAAAUACAAAACCCCACAGCCGUUAUGAUUGCGAGAGCUGCCACAGCACAGGACGACAUCUGCGGCGAUGGAACAACCUCUGUUGUGCUCCUUGUGGGCGAGCUUCUGAAGCAGGCGGAGAGGCAUAUUCAGGAGGGCCUGCAUCCUAGAAUCAUUGCGGACGGUUUCGAAAUCGCGAAAAAUGAGGCUCUGAAGUUCCUCGAUGGCUUCAGGAUCCCUCGCGAUAUCGACCGUGAGCUUUUGAUCAGCGUUGCCAGGACUUCCCUGGCGACCAAGCUCAACUCGACCCUUGCGAACAAGCUUACUCCUGAUAUUGUUGACGCUGUCCUUGCCAUCUACAAGGCACCAGCAAAGCCUGACCUGCACAUGGUGGAGAUCAUGAAGAUGCAGCACAGGACAGCUUCUGACACGCAAAUGAUCCGCGGUCUUGUUCUUGACCACGGAGCGAGGCACCCCGACAUGCCCAAGAGGUUGGAGAAUGCGUAUAUUUUGACCCUGAAUGUUGGCCUGGAGUAUGAGAAGUCGGAGAUCAACUCUGGAUUCUUUUACAACAGCGCCGAACAACGCGACAAGCUCGUGGAGAGUGAGCGCAGACACGUCGAUGCCAAGCUGAAGAAGAUUGUGGAGCUCAAGAAGGAAGUGUGCGGCAACGACCCAAAGAAGAGCUUUGUUAUUGUCAACCAGAAGGGUAUUGACCCCCUUUCCCUUGACGUUCUAGCCAAGAACGGCAUCUUUGCUCUGCGGAGAGCCAAGAGGAGAAACAUGGAGCGUCUCCAACUUAUUGCCGGAGGUGUGGCUCAGAACAGUGUUGAGGAUCUUUCGCCCGACGUUCUCGGCUGGGCUGGCCUGGUUUAUGAGCAGCAGUUGGGAGAGGAGAAGUACACAUUUAUCGAGGAGGUCAAAGACCCCAAGUCGGUUACGUUGCUUAUCAAGGGCCCGAAUGCGCAUACCAUCACUCAAAUCACAGACGCUGUCCGGGAUGGCUUGCGAAGUGUCUACAACACUAUUGUAGACAAGAGCGUCGUUCCCGGCGGUGGUGCUUUCCAGGUUGCGUGCGCAGCACACCUCCGCAGCGACGCUUUCUCCAAGACUGUCAAGGGCAAGGGCAAAUGGGGUGUCCAGGCGUUUGCCGAUGCUUUGCUCAUCAUCCCCAAGACUCUUGCGGCGAACGCUGGUCACGAUAUCCAAGAAUCAUUGGCCAACUUGCAAGACGACCUCGCCGAUGGCAACGCUUUCGGCCUGGAUCUGCAGACCGGUGGCACCAUGGACCCAACAUUGGAGGGUGUCUACGACUCCUUUAGGGUGCUGAGAAACUCUGUUGCGUCAAGUGCCAGCAUUGCAUCAAACCUCUUGUUGUGUGAUGAGAUGCUCAAGGCACGACAGAUGGGUAGACAAGGAGGACCUGGCCCGGGCAUGGAUGGCCCAGAGGAGUAAUUGCGUCUCUUUCAUGUAGCCACGAUACCAGUGUACCUAUAGCUCUGCAACCCCGAGGCGUUACAUGGUAGAUAUGGAUUGAUCAAAAAGGAGAUAGACAGCG